Tilletiopsis washingtonensis is the source of this 654-nucleotide messenger RNA. RefSeq names its product Nitroreductase. NCBI's taxonomy places the organism in Eukaryota, Fungi, Basidiomycota, Exobasidiomycetes, Entylomatales. The record is from RefSeq and is a predicted model, not a curated record. The coding region runs from base 46 to 648 and encodes 200 amino acids. Gene Ontology annotation, biological process: cellular response to oxidative stress. The transcript has 3 exons.
CUCCACUCUCUGCCUUUCCACCACCACCACGCACGCACGCACCAAAUGCCCCUCCUCGCCUCGCGUCGUUCGCACUACGCUCUCUCUCCAUCUUCCCACUCCUCUUCUUCUCUCACUCAGCUCAUCCAAUCCGCCAUCCGCGCCUCUCCCUCCGCCUUCAACUCGCAAUCCUCGCGCGCCCUGCUACUCUUCGGCGCCGCACACACGCAUUAUUGGCGCGAGUUGAUUCCAAGUGUGUUGCGGCGGGCGUGGGGAGAAGAAGCGGCACAGAAGGUAGACGAGAGAUUGGCAGGCUUUGCAAAGGCCCAGGGAACGGUGCUGUUCUUUGAAGACGCGGCGGUGGUGCAGGCGAUGAAGCUCAAGAGUCCGGCAUAUGCAGCCGGCUUUGAUCCUUGGUCCCUGCACUCGGCCGGCAUGGCGCAACUCGCCGUCUGGCUUGCCAUUACAGAGCAGGGCCUCGGCGCCAAUCUGCAGCACUAUGCGCAGCUGGCCGGCGGCGAAGAGGGAGAGGUGCAACGACACUUUGGACUGCCGCAGACGUGGAAAUGCAUGGCGGAACUGGUGUUUGGCGCCAUCGAUCCGGAAACGGCGCCGAAGGAAAAGACGUUCAUUCCCGACGAGGAGAGAUUCAGAGUGUACGGCGCUUAAGCCCCC